ACCAAUCCCUGAUUAAACCAACCCCCAACUCUUCUCCCACUGCUCAAAAUUGACCGCCGGUGACAAUGGCCGCCGUCAAUCUCCGACCCGACGACGACAAUUCUACACUCAUCUCCCACAUCUACAAUCCUGAAAUUUACACCCAAAUGCUACCCCAACAAGGUAUGGCAGAGGGAAACAAGCCGACGAAGCGACGGCGGAGGAGGAGCAGAGCGAAGGAGGUGGCCGAGGCCGCUGCCGGGUUGAAGAAGAGGAAGCUGAGUUCAGAGCAAGUGAAGCUUUUGGAAAUCAACUUUGGAAACGAGCACAAAUUGGAAACGGAGAGGAAAAAUCGGUUGGCUUCAGAAUUAGGCCUCGAUCCAAGCCAAGUCGCCAUCUGGUUUCAGAACCGCCGUGCACGGUGGAAGAACCAGAAACUGGAACACCAAUAUUCCAUUCUCAAAACAGCUCACGAUUCUGCUGUUCUCCAGAAAACCCAUCUUCAAUCUGAGAUAGAGAAACUGAAAGAGCAAUUAGCGGAAGCCAAGAAUGAGAUACAGAAACUGGUGGAAGUAAGCGAGAGAAACCGUCGGUGGUCGGUGACGAUGGAUGACGUGCAAGCGGCGGCGUGUUGGGGAGAGAUAUUAAUGGAAGAAUAUGAAGAUGUAUUCUAUUCCAUGCAAGAGAACAAUUAUAAUCAACCAGUGGAGUGGUAUCUUAAUUAUAUGUACACUAAUUAUUAAUUAAUCUAUUUAUUAUGUCCACUAAUUAAUUAGUGUUUCUUUGUGGAUAUACUCAAUCACACACCAUCUAAUGGAAAAA
Molecule: messenger RNA, 801 nt
Organism: Cucurbita pepo subsp. pepo (vegetable marrow)
Lineage: Eukaryota; Viridiplantae; Streptophyta; Magnoliopsida; Cucurbitales; Cucurbitaceae
Product: homeobox-leucine zipper protein ATHB-40
Biological process (GO): positive regulation of DNA-templated transcription
Cellular component (GO): nucleus
Molecular function (GO): sequence-specific DNA binding; DNA-binding transcription factor activity, RNA polymerase II-specific
Source: RefSeq, a predicted model, not a curated record